AGUGGGUCCAAAACAGUCGCUCGAAUGCGAUCGCAAAUCGACACCAAAAUUGAGUGCAAUUCUGAACUGAAAUACAAUUGAAUUGUGUUUUCAUUGUUUGAUUCAAAACUCAAUUAAAACUCGAGUUUUUAAUUGCGAUUUUAAUCGACAAUUAAGUACACAAUCGUUGCGUUUGUGUUGUGUUUUGCGGUCACUAUUUGUCGCCAAUAUUGAAUCACAAGACACCUAAAGACUGUAUUAAUACUCAUCGGUGGAUCAGUUGUUUCGGUGACCACAAUGUCUUCGCAGACCAUAACCACAAUGUCUUCGUUUGAGACUAAUCUGAGUCCAAACUUAACUCAGAUGAGUGAAAACGAGUCCAAAGUCAUGAUAAUUGAGCGCAUAAUAGCUAUCCUAUCUGAGAACAAACUCAAGUCUUGGUUCGAUGUCGGCAUUCGUGACGAGUAUCAGAGCCGAUACGGCCGCCCACUGCCCGACAACUGGAUCCAAGUGUUGCAGGACUGCGGCCGCGAUGUCAUCGAUAUCUCAGUUAUCAACUGCUCUAACGUGACGAAGACGUUGAUCGCAUUGCCGAUCCGAUCGGUGCGCAAGUCUACCGACGCGUCGACACCGAUGGACGUGUCGUCGCCAACGAAGCCCAUGAAUAUGGCAGCCGCGAAGACCGCCGCCUCUGCCACGAGCCGACCGAACGGCGCCCAACGGACCGAACAAAUAGUUGUGCCAAACGUCGCGAAGACAACACCAAAUCGUAUUCAAUACGAUCCAAAACCGGUGCCACAAAUGGGACGAAACGGCGCGUCAAACGCGAACCAAAGAGCGGCGGCCGUCGACGCAGCGCUUCCGCCGCAGCGCUCGACACCGUCUGUCCGGUCGGAGGAUAUGCUGAGCGGCGAUCAGCGGCCGAUACCGGCGCCUAUACUGCCGUCAGUGAACCCAAAGCCCGUCCAGAACGAGGACUUCUUCGAUCUCGUUGUCCUAUUGGUGGCCACACCUAAAAACUUCAUAGUCGUCCCCUUCGACAACGUGGCCGUCGGAUCCGCUUUCUUACGUCUGAAGCAAUCGAUGCAAGAGUUUUACGAGACGGACGACAAUCGCAUAGAGCUGUCGCCGGCGCUCGUCCACAACGGUCUAUACGUGGCCGGCAAAGCACGGGACACGUGGUAUCGCAUGCAAGUGCGGAACGUCUGUCGCGAUCCCUUCCAAGUGAUUGGCUAUCUAUGCGAUUACGGCGAACAACUGAUCCUCGAUAUCAAAGACAUUCAGCCCCUGUAUAGCCAAUUCCGCGAUCUGCCCGCUCAGGCCAUACGCGCCUCAUUGGCCGAUGUAGAGCCUGUGGGCAGCGAUUGGGAUGUCAUGACUUCGGUUGAGUUCCGCCGUAUGGUCGAGAAGAGGCCAUUCGUCGGCACAGUGUUUGCCAUUAGCCAAGUGGACGGCCAACCAGUGCUCUCCCUAUCCCUGUGCGACACGAGUAAUGCCGAUCAGGACGUGUACGUCGGCGCCGCCCUUAUCGCCAAAGGUCUGGCCAAACCCGUAGUCACCGCUCUUUAGUAUUUCAUAAGACAAGUACCGGUGCUUUCGUGUAGAGAGUGUUUGAGAUAUUGUCGGUGCCAUUGAUUUGCAAUAAUCCCUAAGAAGUGAACAAAUGGUUUCAAACAAUUUGUUUAGUAUUUGUUUGGCGUUAAAGAUCUGAUUGUUUGACACAUUGUUUUCAUUGCUAUAAAUUUGUGAUAAAAUUGUUUUUUUUUCUUAUUUUUAGUUCAAACAAAUUGUUUAUUAAAUAUAAUUAAUAUAUAAAUAUAGAAUUGAAUUUAGAGCUAAUUUAUAUCGAUAUAUAGUAUAAUUGAUGCAAAAUUACAAAUAAUUUGCAUUAUUUUUCUUUCUCUUACUUUUUUGUAUAACUAUUUUGCUCUCAAUUUACGUGCCAUUCAUUUACAGGUAUUUACUGUUUAUUGAUUUGAAUACCUGUCCCCUCCAGACCCCCGCCCUCUCUAUGUCUAUUAUAACCAACUGUUUUAUAAUUAAUAUGCAAUACUUUAUUACAACUUUGUUUUAAAUACUAAUAAUAUUACAAGUUUUCAACGCAUUUCUCUCAUAAAAGCAAAC
This is a messenger RNA of Medioppia subpectinata, 2103 nucleotides long. The record is from the annotation of a GenBank genome assembly. NCBI's taxonomy places the organism in Eukaryota, Metazoa, Arthropoda, Arachnida, Sarcoptiformes, Oppiidae.